Messenger RNA from Cyclospora cayetanensis, 690 nucleotides. RefSeq lists its product as uncharacterized. The annotation marks the transcript as partial. The record is from RefSeq and is a predicted model, not a curated record. The transcript is spliced from 4 exons. Lineage: Eukaryota; Apicomplexa; Conoidasida; Eucoccidiorida; Eimeriidae.
AUGUUUUUCCCUCCAUCAAACGUGACACGAGAAACACUUGUUUCCCUUUCCCUGGGGAAACAGGGUGACAUACAUGUCUAUUCGAAAGAUGGACUUUUUCGAGCAUUUUGUCCAUCCUUCGAGCUUUCACACUUUUCUGGUCGGCAUAGCCUCACCGAAGCCUCCAUGAACACAUCUUUGGCUGCGAUAUCAUGCAUGCUGGUCAAUUGUGGUGCAGCUGAGUUCACUUUGGCUUGCAGACCGGCCUUUUUACCACAGCAGCAGCUAAUGCACAGUCCACCCCCUUGUUUUCCUGCGGCAGCAACGCCUCGCUUCCUACGAAACUUGAGUGAAGCUGCCUUCAGGCUGAUUGCUCAAACCUCAGGAGGACCUCCUCCCACUCCCCAGCACCUCCAGCAGCUCGUUUCUCCUCCAGAACCCAUCAUGCUCUGCGUGCUUGGCUCCUUCACGAGGAACAAGACAGUGCUCCAAGUAACAGACGGAGAGCUUUUCUGCCGCAUAGCCUCUGCACAGCCCCCCCCCCUGCAGCCACAGCAGCAGCAGCUGAGCCAUGGAGAAGGGGAUUCUGCGCAGGCAGUCGAGGCUAGAAUGUCUUUAGCUGCAAAUCAGCUGAGGGGGAAGCUGCUGCUCUUUGAGAAGCUCAAUCUAGCCCUCACACCCAACGGCAACAACAGCAGCAGCAACAACAGC